Messenger RNA from Onthophagus taurus, 683 nucleotides. Its product is annotated as peptidyl-prolyl cis-trans isomerase H. The record is from RefSeq and is a predicted model, not a curated record. Gene Ontology annotation, biological process: protein peptidyl-prolyl isomerization; protein folding. NCBI's taxonomy places the organism in Eukaryota, Metazoa, Arthropoda, Insecta, Coleoptera, Scarabaeidae. Gene Ontology annotation, molecular function: peptidyl-prolyl cis-trans isomerase activity; cyclosporin A binding. Gene Ontology annotation, cellular component: intracellular membrane-bounded organelle; cytoplasm.
CAAUUUCAAACAUAACCUCAACAAUUUAGUCUAACCGCUUUAAUCGUCUCAUAUUUAUCAAUAAGAUUAUUAUUAAGUGUUAAAUUAAAAAAAAAAAAAUGCCAAGUUGGAGUCAAAUACAAUCUCAAUUACGACACCCGGCGAACCCUGUAGUAUUUUUUGAUGUAUCUGUAGGAACAACGGAAAUCGGACGAAUGAUAUUCGAGUUAUAUGCUGAUGUAGUACCAAAAACCAGUGAAAAUUUUCGUCAAUUUUGUACUGGGGAGUUUAGAAAAGAUGGUGUUCCGUUAGGGUUUAAAGGAGCUGGUUUUCAUAGGGUUAUUAAAGAUUUUAUGAUUCAAGGUGGAGAUUUCGUGAAUGGUGAUGGAACGGGUGUGAUGAGCAUUUAUGGUGGUGGAACAUUCCCAGAUGAAAACUUUAGUUUAAAACAUGAUGGACCUGGUUUAUUAUCAAUGGCUAAUAGUGGAAAAGAUACAAAUGGAUGUCAAUUUUUUAUAACAUGCUCAAAAUGUAACUUUUUAGACGGAAAACAUGUUGUUUUUGGACGAGUUAUGGACGGGUUAUUGGUUAUGAGAAAAAUUGAAAAUGUGCCUACAGGGCCUAAUAAUAAACCUAAAAUACCCGUUACUAUUAUGCAAUGUGGACAAAUGUAGCAUUUAAUUAAUAAAAAGAAAUUAACUUGA